Rhincodon typus (whale shark) is the source of this 1470-nucleotide messenger RNA. Its product is annotated as E3 ubiquitin-protein ligase TRIM7-like. The record is from RefSeq and is a predicted model, not a curated record. NCBI's taxonomy places the organism in Eukaryota, Metazoa, Chordata, Chondrichthyes, Orectolobiformes, Rhincodontidae. The transcript is spliced from 6 exons. Gene Ontology annotation, molecular function: zinc ion binding; protein binding. The coding region runs from base 1 to 1470 and encodes 489 amino acids.
AUGGAGGACACAGGCAUAACCGAGGAUCUGCCGACUUGUGCCUUCUGCCACUGCCCAUUCCCUGAAUCCGAUGCAUUGCCCUGUGGCCAUUACCUUUGCUCAAACUGUAUCGAGGAUGCCCGGGCCAAGGGAGAAGCUGCGGGCAGACUGGACUGCCCAGUGUGUAUCAAUCCGUUGGUCUCGGAGCCCAGGCUGGAUGGGGAAAGCCAACCGGAGAAAGCUGCUGUCCCAUCCCUCACAGCCGAGCUCCCCCCACCUGGAAGAGACCCUCAGGAGGUGGGCGUAGGUGACCCUGCAGGACAGCUCCCCAGUGAUCCUACAGAGAGACAGUGCCAUGAACACAAGGAGCCUCUGGAGUUUUACUGUGAAGACGAUGGAGAGUGUGUGUGUGGGCCAUGUACAGUAACAGGCAAACACAAAUCCCACUCCCUGCUCAGCUUGGAAAAGGCAGAAAGUCACGUAAAGGAAAAAUUGAGAAAAGAAAUUGAAAAUCUCCGGAUAAUUCAGCAGGAUUGUCACUUCAAACACCAAGAUGUGACAAUAUCCGAAUCAGAAAUCAAGACACAAAUCGAUCAGCUGAAAGAAAAUCUCUCAAAGAAGUUCUCCGAAUGGAGGAAGAGCCUGGAGGAGGAUGAGGACUAUGCCGUUAAAAUGAUUGAAGAGGAGGGGAUGAAGAUGUUGUCCAAGAGUGCCAUGUGCUUUGGUGAACUGAACAACAAAAUGCAUCUGAUUAGGCUGAUAGAUGAUGAAACUCAGAAUCUGGUCCAUAUGGAUCCACUCUCAUUUAUUCAGAAAUCUAAACAGGUCCUCUCUCGCGUUACUGACACUCAGAAUCAAUCAGAUGUAAAUAUCCCGAAGCUGAUCCUGAAUUUGUACAACGCACCCGAGCUUAUCAAGGAGCGGAUGAACAAUUCUUUCACCUACCAAUCAGCCAUUCUGGGGACCACAAAUCAGUGGUCGCUGCUGACUCUGGAUCCAGACUCGGCCUACUGGCUCCUGAACGUCUCUGAGGAUGAGAAGACAGUGAUGUUCGGCUACAUGGGUGAGAACUCGUGGCACAACUCCAACAUGUUUGAGAACAUGCACCAGAUUCUGUGCUCUCAGAGUUUCACGGCUGGCUGUCACUCCUGGGAUGUGAAGACAGGAGGCAUCGCCUGGGGGGUGGGGGUGGCCUACGGGACCAUAGACCGGGGAGGGCUGGAGUCUUAUUUCACCAACAGCACUAAGUCGUGGUGUUUAUAUUUCUACCGCGGGUUUCUGACAGCUUGCCAAAAGAACCAACAGACUUACCUCCUGAAGUACCCAGCCAUUAGCAGGAUGCGUGUCCAACUGGAUUACGAGGCCGGCACAAUAUCUUUUUACCAGGUCAGCAAUCGUCAGAGGCACUUAUACACCUUCAAAACCACCUUCUCUGAACCUGUAUUUCCUGCAUUCUCAUGUUCAGGCAGUUCCUCCAUAAAACUGUGUUAA